Messenger RNA from Oppia nitens, 891 nucleotides. Its product is annotated as serine/arginine-rich splicing factor 3-like. Gene Ontology annotation, molecular function: RNA binding. NCBI's taxonomy places the organism in Eukaryota, Metazoa, Arthropoda, Arachnida, Sarcoptiformes, Oppiidae. The transcript has a single exon. The coding region runs from base 221 to 793 and encodes 190 amino acids. The record is from RefSeq and is a predicted model, not a curated record.
UAACAUUGUGUACAAUAAUAUUGUGUAUAAAUAAAUAUAUUGUGUAUUGAAUUCAUUGGAAAACGAUAUUCAAUCAAAACAUCAGACGAUUAAUAGUAUUAAUAAUUCAUUGAUUUCUGUAUUGAAAAUCAUUUAUUGUUUUUUGUUUGCUUUGAAUCAAUCAAUCAAUCAAUCAUUUUGUUGAUCACUCGGAGAUUUGACCACUAGUUUGACUGACCAAAUGUCUAACCGUUACCGAAACGAAUGUCCCGAAGGCUGCAAAGUAUUUGUCGGUAAUUUGAAUCGAAAUACAAGUCGUGAUGAUAUCCGUCACGCGUUCAGCCGUUUCGGUGACGUCACAAACGUCUGGUUGGCCACUAAUCCGCCGGGAUUUGGUUUUGUUAUGUAUGACCACCGAGACGGGGCUCGUUUGGCUGUUGAACGUAUGAACAAUUCACGAUUUGAUGGUCGCUUUUUGACCGUUGAGUUGGCCACUGGUGCGAAACGAAGACACCGAAGUCGGAGCCGAUCGCCAGCACAGAGACGUCACUUUCAAACUGAUGGCAAAAGGUCUUCACGUGUAAACUCCAGAGAGCGCGUCGCUGGCGGUGAUCGUCGCGUAUCAUCCAGUAGUGACCGUUUUGGUCGCUAUCGUCGUGAUCGCCGAUAUUCGAACUCAAGCUCGAGUUGUGGCAGUUUGUCUCCUACUGACCGCCGAUCGUCCAAAAGAUCAUCGAAACGAUUGCAAGCGAAUAGUUCCGAAUCGAGUGAUGAUAAUAAACGUCAGCCAAAGUCGAGAUCCAAUCGAUUGUAAUGAUGAAAGAAGUGGUGGAUUCAUCUCUUUUAUUGUCUCUUUGAGUUAGUUUUAUUCAGUUUUGUUUAUUUCAUAUUUUUUUGUUAGUAAUUAUCUAC